AUGUCGAUUCCCAGGUCGAGGUCCCCAUCAGUCCCCUCUGAGGGUGAGAUCAUUGAAUCAGGCCCAGAGAUGAAGGCAACUGCGUCAAAUCCUCCUCUUAAUGGCACCACCGUUGACCGUCCCACCAGAGCUAGCCCAUCCUCUGCCACCAGAUCUCCCGCGUCGUUGAAAGGCACCCGAUCGCGGAGCAGGUCCCUAUCGAGAUCCCGCUCUCGCUCCCCGUACAGAGAGAACAAGCGCAGUCACGGCGAUCUGCCCGAGACCUAUGAUGGUAGCUACGACCGGCGACCACGCCAUGAGCCUUCCAGGCACUACAGGUCUAGGUACGACGACAGACGCCGUGAGAGACCCGCCUCCCACAGGCGGCCGAACUCAUACUACGACUAUGACCGCGAAGACACCCAUGGAGAUGCGCUACGAUACAGUGAUGAUUAUGACCGAUAUGACCGAUAUGACCGACACAAGGACAAACGGCAACGCACCCGCAGCCGCAGCCGAUCCCCUUACCGUGAACCAAGAAAACCCAAGCAGUAUUCGGGCGACGAACUUGAUUCAAAUGUGGUUAAUGCCGGGUCUUCAGCAGACACCGGCAGGCGCUUGCCUACCGAACAGUUGGUGAGGGAACGAGGAAAGGCUUCGGUCAUCGCUCAGGACUUGAAGCUUGGUGCUGAAAAACAAAAGAACCAGGUGCAGCCUUCUUCUAAUCUUCAGGCCCGUGUGACUGACGAAGAAACCACCCCUAACCCGGAGUUCGCGCAAGAGCCGGAGCCCGCUGAGCCCAUUAAUGAAGUCGAUGCACUUGAAGCUCGCCGGAAACGCCGUGAAGCUAUCCGGGCGAAACACCGAAGCCAAGCGACGCCAUUACAUCUCAAAGCACUGAACGUUCCUGGGGUUGAAACGGAUUCAUCCACUCCUGGCACUGAGCCAACUGACGCAAAGGAGGCAUCUGAUUCUCCAACAGCAUCCCCCUUUGAACAACCCGGGGAGGCAUUCUCUGGUAGUAUUGGGAAAGACAUGGACAUCCUCAACGCCAAUGCGCCUGUUGCCGGUACUGAUAAGGACGAUCCCUCUGCUGCUGAUUAUGAUCCAACUCUUGAUACAAAGAAAGAAAGACAGAAACAUGGCAAUGUACAAAGUGGAAAGGACGACAUUUCCUCUACAGCAUAUGAAGAAAUCAAGUCUUUCAAGCAGGACAUUCUCCUCCCAGAUGCCCCCGCGGCGCCCCCGCCGAAGACCAAGGUGUUCGAUAUGUUUGCAGAUGACGACGAUGACAUGUUCGCAGAGGAAGCCCCUGAACCCAAGCCGGCGCAUGCUUCGGCCACAGCUGUACCCCAGGGCAAGGAAUUGGAUAUCAGCAUGAUGGAUAACUGGGACGAUUCGGAAGGGUAUUACGCCGUUCGCCUCGGAGAGCUGAUCAACGGACGAUACCAUAUCCAUCAAAACCUUGGCAAGGGAAUGUUCUCAUCUGUCGUACGUGCGACUGACACCCAAACAGGGUGUCUGGUUGCCAUCAAGAUAAUUCGCCAGAACUCGAUAAUGCGCAAGGCCGGUAUGAAGGAGAUUGGCAUCCUGGAGCAACUACAGGAAGCUGACCCGCAAAACCAAAUGCACCUCAUUAAGUUCGACCGAUACUUCGAACACAAGGGUCACUUGUGCAUGGUAUUUGAGAACCUUAGCAUGGACCUGCGUGAGAUCCUGAAAAAGUUCGGUAGGGACGUUGGCUUGAACCUGCGCGCAGUUAGGGCCUACGGCCAACAGAUUUUCCUUGGGCUAGCUCACCUCCGCCGGUGUAACAUCCUGCAUGCAGAUCUCAAACCGGAUAAUCUUCUUGUGAACGAGCAACGCAACAUUCUGAAAGUCUGCGACCUGGGCUCGGCGUCCAUGGCUUCUGAUAAUGAGAUUACGCCUUACCUUGUCAGUCGUUUCUACCGUGCCCCGGAAAUCAUCCUAGGUAUCCCUUACGACUACGCCAUCGAUGUCUGGUCCAUUGGCUGUACCCUCUUUGAAUUGUACACGGGCAAAAUUCUCUUCACCGGCCGAAACAACAAUCAGAUGCUUCGCUCCAUCAUGGAGUGUCGGGGCAAGUACCCGCCGAAACUUCUUCGCCGCGGAUCCCUGUCGCCUUGUCACUUUGAUGAAAAGCUAAACUUCCACAGCGUGGAGGAAGACAAAAUCACCGGCCGCCUUCACACUAAAAUUGUGGACUUCAAGAAACCGACACGUGAUUUGAAGUCACGCCUCAUGGCACAAGGAACUCGCGGGAUGCCAGAUGCUGAGGUCAAGGAACUGACGAUGUUCUUGGACCUACUUGACCGGUGCUUGAGUCUUAACCCUGAGAAACGGAUCACACCGACCGAGGCUUUGAAACACCCAUUCCUAGCGCCUAGGGCGUAA
Molecule: messenger RNA, 2394 nt
Organism: Penicillium verrucosum
Lineage: Eukaryota; Fungi; Ascomycota; Eurotiomycetes; Eurotiales; Aspergillaceae
Product: putative serine/threonine protein kinase (Prp4)
Exons: 3
Coding region: 1-2394 (797 amino acids)
Biological process (GO): mRNA cis splicing, via spliceosome; peptidyl-serine phosphorylation; peptidyl-threonine phosphorylation
Molecular function (GO): ATP binding; protein serine/threonine kinase activity
Source: RefSeq, a predicted model, not a curated record